This is a messenger RNA of Clupea harengus (Atlantic herring), 2618 nucleotides long. RefSeq names its product TSC22 domain family protein 2-like. The record is from RefSeq and is a predicted model, not a curated record. The transcript has a single exon. Gene Ontology annotation, biological process: regulation of transcription by RNA polymerase II. The annotation marks the transcript as partial. NCBI's taxonomy places the organism in Eukaryota, Metazoa, Chordata, Actinopteri, Clupeiformes, Clupeidae.
AUACAAAAAAUGAGGCUAUCUUGUCCUACAAAUAAUAGAUUAACCCUAAAUGCCUCACAACGCAUUUGGUGCCAGAUAAGAUUCUCAUAAUUGGCUGUCGAGAAAUGCUGUUCAGGCUAUGCCAUAAACCAUAUGGAAAAUAGAAGGCUCUAUAGUAUUGCCUAUCAGGAUUUUUUCCCCCCUGAACAAAGAUCAGCAAUCAACUCAGGCGAGCCUGUAUGGAAUCAACCACUCUUGACAAUACAUUUAGUCACAAGGUCAGGUCGAUGGAGUAAAGUAAAAGUGGAGUUCCUUUUUUUUUCAUAUUUUUUUUAAAAACUUAAUUUGUAUAAAACUGCCCAACGACACAGACAUAAAAUGUAGGCCUAUUCAUUUUCCUGAAGGGGACGCUGACUUGUGUGCAUACGUAGAGCCUGUUGCGCUAAGUUCCCGGCAUGCAAUGCGAACUUGCAUAGCCAUCUUGUAGGAGGAGGCGAUUUUUAAGAAUUUCGUACCCUGAUGUCCGGAGUAUAGUGAGCAGCUUUCUCAGUACGGAGAUUUUCUCGUGUAUCAAAUCGAUAAAUACUUUAUUGUCAGUCAUUGCAUUCGAAGACAAGGGCGAGAAUGAAAGUGCUAUGUAGGAAAGUAAUUCCGUGUACUUAUUUUUAGGAAACAAGUGCAGAAGCUAGCUAGCUAAAUGAGAGGCACUGUGAACGGGCCCGCCUCAGACUAAAGUAGCUGCUGCAGCUGCGGAGGUACAUCUGCGACAGCGGCCUUCUGGCAACUACGGACACGGGAAAUUAUUUUGCGUAGCAGGCCGGUUCCGUUAGGCCAACGCAUUGGACUCUAUUUGGACGAAUAAUUUGCUAUUUGGAAGAAAUUCAACAGCCUAUUGCUUUGGAGAACUUCAUGUGGUCGGCCUAUCAAACCCUAAUCGACCUCAGUCGUAAUGCAACAGGAGAGGGAAGGAAGAAGGAUGACGCUGAAUCUGGCUAAAAGAUAGAAAACCGUUGGUUUGCUGCUGCUCUUACCGCGUAUCGGGACAAUAUAAAAGACGCAGAGCAAUCUGUUUGGAUUUCACCGGAGAGAUCGUGAGAAGAAGUGAAUAGUAAGUCUUCAAAAUGUCUAAAAUGCCUGCAAAAAAGAAGAGUUGUUUUCAGAUCACAAGUGUGACACAAGCUCAGGUGACAGCCAACAGCGCAGCAGACGACACCGAAAGCUUGGACGACCCAGACGAAUCACGAACAGAGGAUGUGUCUUCGGAAAUAUUCGAUGUGUCGCGAACUGCUUUCGAACCUGAGGUAUGUGACAGCUCUUCGGAGGAAACAUUUAACAACGUCAGAGAGUCCGAAGCUGCACCUACACAUGUAGCCAGACAGCUACCCUCAGCAGCGGGCACUUUUAACAUCGGACCGCCUUUUCGAAAUGUAAUAGCGAACAGUGUUCCCAAUGUAAGUAAUCAGUCUCCUAUAACAGGGGUGUCGACUGUUCAAACUUCUGUCCCCUCAGCUGGGGCCGUGCAACAGCCAGCGCCUCUCCCCAGUGUAGGGGCGGGUAACGUGUCGGGAUCCACGUCUCGGUCGGCCUCGACUAGCUCAGUGAGUGCUUCUACAACAACUACUACUGCUAGCUGCAGUUCACGUUUUAGGCUAAUUAAAUUAGACCAUGGUACUGGUGAGCCCUUUAGGAGAGGCAGGUGGACUUGCACAGAGUUCUAUGAGAAAGACCCAGAGGGAUCUGUUAUAAGUAGAAAUGUAGACACAAUACGACACAACAGCACAUUUGACCCUGGUGCAGAAAGGGACAGUGGGCUUGGGGCCACAGGGGGAUCCAGUGUGGCCCCGUCUGGUCUCUCUGGACAUGGUCCUGAUCCCAGUGCGGAAACUGCUCUACCUACAGUUUCUCACAUGAUUCACUCAGACUUGCAGCAGCAACAAAACUAUGGGGUUGGCCAGCACCAUGUCAUUUCAGGUUCUGUGACUCAUGAAGCAUACUCUAACAGCAACAAUAAUAAAUCUGUGACUACUCAGCAGCAGAUGCAGGGUACUGCACAUCCUGUUCAGCUGCAGAAUCUACUCAUGCCUGGCCCGAAUGGUUCCCAACAGACCAUAAACAUUCAGAAAUCUCCUGGCAUGCCUCCUGGUCCUCAGGCCCAGUCACUCAUCUAUCAGACCCAGGCACCGCAGCAGCAGCCCACCCCACCUCAGCAGCUCCCCUUGGGGCAUCACCUUGCGGCCCAGCCCUUUCUGAUACCUGGAUGUCAACUUGAGUGCAACCAGCAGCACCUGGCUGCAACCACUGCUCAGACUAAUUCAGUGGCUAACCUCUCUGGAGGCCAGGCUGUCAACCAGGGGCCCUCACCAGUGCCCACCCCAGCUAGUGGAGUUCAGGGGCUGGGGACAUCUGGGGAGAUGGUCGGUGGUCCCGGAGGUGUGCCACUGCCAGCCAGCCAGCCAGCCUCUUUGUCCACGUCUGCACAUCUGCAGCAGCCUACAAGCGGGAUGGGCAGUGCUGGCGGGUCCAUGAUAACAGGUGGCUCUCUUCAGCAACAGCAACCACAAAUUGGUCAUUACUUGAUUACUUCGGGGAUGCCACAUGGGCUCCCCAUAGCACCCACCAAUGCCCAGAAUGUGCCUACA